AUGAUUGUCACAUCAGAGUUAUUCCUCUUCAAACACAACAUAAGUAAAGAAUUUAUAAAAAAAUGUUCUGAUGACGUAAUCGAGAAAGCAAAUGUGGAAAGGAAAGAAGAAACACGAGAAAGUGGUGAAGUUAAAAAAGUGUUCACGUAUUCAAAUAGAGAUCUCGAUAAAGUUUUAACUCAUACUGUGUGUGAUGAUUAUGAAUCUGAAGAAGUUUCUAGUUAA
Messenger RNA from Clunio marinus, 225 nucleotides. The record is from the annotation of a GenBank genome assembly. NCBI's taxonomy places the organism in Eukaryota, Metazoa, Arthropoda, Insecta, Diptera, Chironomidae.